AUGGAUUACAUUCGUCCUCGUUCCGGCUUCCAGCCUUGUGAUACCUUCUUCGUGGAGGAUGACUAUCGUGUUCGUGCCGAGAAGCAGGCCAAACAGGAGCACGAGAAACUCGUUGCUCGUGAGCGGCAAUAUGCUAUCGCGGAUCAACUGUCCAGACUCACCAGCGAAGAGCUUCGGGACGAUGUCCUGAGCCACAUGCUGGAGAUGGAUGGUCAAACGCUCCCGGACGUUGAAUCGAUCGACAUCCAAACCGAGAUUCAGUGGUUCAUGCGUCCGUACCUCCUUGACUUCCUGAUCGAGGCCCACACUGCCUUUCAACUUCUGCCGUCGACCUUGUUUUUGGCCAUCAACCUCUUGGAUCGUUACUGCUCCAAGCGUGUGGUCUACAAGCGUCACUACCAGUUGGUUGGCUGUGCAGCUCUCCUCAUCGCUGCGAAGUACAACGACAAGAAGGAUCGCGUGCCCACUGUCAAGGAGCUGAAGUCCAUGUGUUGCUCCCUCUACGAUGAUGACAUGUUCAUCCAGAUGGAAUGGCACGUUCUGCAGACCCUUGGUUGGACCAUUGGCCACCCUACCGUGGACAGUUUCCUACAAAUUGCCGUUCUCGACGAGGUCUACGACCCUGAGGUGGAGCACAUGGCUCUCUACGUCCUCGAGAUUGCUCUGUUCCACCGUGACUUUGUCUCUAAGCCUUCGUCGGAGCUCGCUCGCGCUGCCUUAGCUCUGGCGCGUUGUAUUCUCAACCGACCCCAGCCUCGGCACACUGACUGGGCUGCCCAGUAUGACUCGACGACUCUCGUUGGCCUGUCUCAACAGCUCCACCAGCCCUCCACUGUAGUUUCCCGGAAGUAUGCUUCGGCUCACUACUCGCGGGUCUCCAAGGUGCUGGAGCACUUCCUCAACCGCCAGGCUUCUCUGUCCAACUAUGCCCGUUGCACCCCACCGGUCGAAACUCCAGCGGAGUCAAAGCCGUAUACUGGGGAAAUGGGCCUCGCCACGCCUCAGAAGUCUUCGCAAUUGACUGCCGUCCCACACGGAUACCUCACCCCACCUAUCACGCCUGAGAAUGUGGGAUUCGCUCAGGCCGAAAUGGGUAACCACGAACUGAGUCGAAGUGUUCCCUCUGUGCCCGGCUGCUCCCCAUCACCCGCUCCCGAAGUUGAGAUGCAGUACAUCGCCACCGACGCUUAUCAGCAACAGGAGUCUUUGUAUAUGUCUCAACAGCAGCAAUUACAGCAGUUCCCGCAGCCCCAAAUGGCACUGGACCCGACGUAUGUUGGUGGGAUGUAA
Molecule: messenger RNA, 1290 nt
Organism: Penicillium maclennaniae
Lineage: Eukaryota; Fungi; Ascomycota; Eurotiomycetes; Eurotiales; Aspergillaceae
Product: G1/S-specific cyclin
Exons: 2
Coding region: 1-1290 (429 amino acids)
Biological process (GO): regulation of cyclin-dependent protein serine/threonine kinase activity; mitotic cell cycle phase transition
Cellular component (GO): cyclin-dependent protein kinase holoenzyme complex; nucleus; centrosome
Molecular function (GO): cyclin-dependent protein serine/threonine kinase regulator activity
Source: RefSeq, a predicted model, not a curated record